AUGGAGUCCAGCGCUGUGGCCGAGUGUUUGAGAGAUAAGUGCAUCCUCAUCACCGGCUCAACAGGGUACCUCGGGAAAUUGCUCGUGGAGAAGAUACUGCGGGUCCAGCCGGCUGUGAAGAAGCUGUACCUGCUGGUGCGCGCCCCGGACGCUAUGUCUGCCGAGCAGCGUGUCUUAUCCGAGGUGAUUGGAAAGGAUCCCUUCAAUCUUCUGCGAGAAAAAUACGGGAUUACUGGCUUCCAAAACUUCAUCAAAGAAAAGGUAGUACCUCUCGCGGGAGACAUCAUGGCUAGCCACUUAGGGCUGGACAACGCAAGAGUGGAUGCCCUGUCGGAGGAGAUUGAUGUUAUUCUCAAUGUCGCUGCAACCACUAGCUUUUAUGAAAGGUACGAUGUUGCUUUGGCAUGUAAUGCCUUAGGAGCAAGAAAUGCAUGCCAAUUUGCCAAGAAGUGUCUCAAUAUGAAGUUAUUUCUUCAUGUUUCCACAGCUUAUGUUGCCGGUACCCAAGAUGGGCUGUUACUGGAGAAGGCACUUCAAAGUGGUGAAACUCUAAGAGAAGGUCUCUUCUUGGACGUUGAAGCUGAGUUGCAGUUGGUUGAGAACGUCAAAAAUGAUCUCGCAAUUGUGAAGAAGACUGACAGCUCAGCACCACCUGAAAAGUCCGUCAUGAAAAAACUUGGAUUAGAGAGAGCUUGCCAUUUUGGAUGGCCAAACGUGUAUGCAUUCACUAAGGCAAUCGGGGAGACAUUAAUUGGGCAGGAAAGGGGAGACCUUCCGGUUGUCAUCAUCCGACCCACCAUGGUAACAAGCACUUACAAAGACCCCUUCCCUGGAUGGAUCGAAGGAGCAAGGACAAUUGAUGCUCUUAUUGUCGCCUACAAUGAACAAGCAUUGCCAUGUUUCAUUGGCAACCGUGAUGAUAUAAUUGAUGUGAUACCGGCAGACAUGGUAGUAAAUGCAACACUGGUCGCCAUGGUUGUUCACUGGAACGAUAAACAGCAAGUUAUAUACCACGUAAGCUCAUCACUUCGGAAUCCAUUGACUGUUCUGGUUAUGGAGGAUGCAUGUGAGGAUUACUUCAACGAUAAUCCUCGUGUGCUAGAGAAUGGGAAGCCCUUAAAAAACAGAAGACCCUACCUGUUCAAGGGACUUGCAUCCUUUCGUGCAUACAUGUUCUUGGUGUACAAGGUACCUCUGGAGAUGUUGCAUGCGGUGAGCAUGUUAUUCUGUGGGUUGUUUUCAAAAUAUUACAACAAGCUCAAUCAGAGAUACAAUUUCUUGGAGUUGUUGGUCAAGCUGUAUGCACCGUAUGCAUUCUUUAAAGGACGCUUUGACGACACGAACUUUACAAAGCUGAGAAUGGAACUGGAGACGGAGAAUGGCGACGACGACAUAUUUAACUGUGAUCCCAAGAAUAUUAGUUGGCACAAGUAUUUCUUACAUGUCCACGUACCAGCUGUUAUAAAUGAUGCCAACAUAAACAAGAACCGAAGUGAAUAG
Triticum urartu is the source of this 1500-nucleotide messenger RNA. Its product is annotated as alcohol-forming fatty acyl-CoA reductase-like. Lineage: Eukaryota; Viridiplantae; Streptophyta; Magnoliopsida; Poales; Poaceae. Gene Ontology annotation, molecular function: alcohol-forming very long-chain fatty acyl-CoA reductase (NADP+) activity. Gene Ontology annotation, biological process: long-chain fatty-acyl-CoA metabolic process; suberin biosynthetic process. The record is from RefSeq and is a predicted model, not a curated record. Gene Ontology annotation, cellular component: intracellular membrane-bounded organelle.